Messenger RNA from Aphanomyces astaci, 4473 nucleotides. RefSeq lists its product as hypothetical. Lineage: Eukaryota; Oomycota; Saprolegniomycetes; Saprolegniales; Verrucalvaceae. Bases 1 to 4473 code for a protein of 1490 amino acids. The record is from RefSeq and is a predicted model, not a curated record. The transcript has 8 exons.
AUGCCGCCACCGCUGCCGAGUCUGGGGAAAAAGCCCCCAUUGACACUGCAUCCCGUGGCCCCAUUGGUGGGGAAAUUACCCCCCAGUAGGUCACGGCUGCACAUGUUCAAGGCAAAGCCCCAGCGCAGCAAAUUCGAUCACAGCCACGAUUUUGACAUGAAACCAGACACCCCCGAGCCUCAGUUGAUGGUUUCCCAUCGAUACUUGUCGUCUCGGAGCAUUGUGGACUUCCUAUCGGACGAUGGGCGAGGCGACGUCGAAAACGACAGUUCUGGGAGAGUGUUGGAAGGUACCACCACCACCACCACCACCACCACCUCGAACGAGAAAGCGGUUGUGUUGUCAAAGGAAUUGGUGGCCCUCAAGUCGAUUCAAGGCCGCGUCGAUCAUGUCAUGCUCGCGUUUGACGAAUCCAUGGCCAAAGCCAGCGUCGCGUCGUUCGACUCGGGUGAUCCAAUGGCCCCGUUGACGUGGAAAGUGGGCGAAAUCCUCAUGGCCACCCACGAGUCCCUCACCAUGGCGUCUGGGUUCAACGAGCGCCUCUUUACCAAGGACAUGGACGAAGUCAAAGUGCUGAUGUCGAGGGAUUCACAAUCGGUUGUGGACGACUGGGCCAUGGAAAGCACCCCCGCGAUGCGCAAGCUCACUAACUUGUUCCACCAAACCGUGAAAACGCUGCAAGACAUGCAGUCGGCGGACCGCCACACCUCCCCCAGCAGCACCCUCUUGGCGCCUUCGUCCAAAGCGGCGGUGCAUGGCGCCAUCCUCGUUCCCACGACUGGUCUCUCCGACGAUGCCGCCAAGUUAGUCCAGCGACUACAGAAUGAAAAAGCCAUCUUGAUGGGCCAACUCUCCGAAACGUCCAACAUGUACACGUCGAUCGCAGAAGUCGUGAAAGAACGAGAAGACGACGCGAAGCGGCUCAAGACGCUCUUGCACGGCAAAGUAGACGAGAUCACCCGGCUCAAGCAGCAAUUGUUUGUCCUCAACAACGAAGAAGCGAAACGCGACGAGCAGGAGCGAAGUGUCGCGCACUGGAAGGAAAAGUACAUGACGCUCUUGAAUGUUCACCACGUCUUGGAAGGGACCAUGCGCGACGCCGCCAAACGAGCCAGUGACUUGGCGGCGAAGGUGCAGGAGCUGACCCUGCGAGACGUGCACACCCAUGUGCAGCUCACCGAAACCCAAGCUCUGUUGUCGGCGGCCCACGACGAAAUGGCCAAGAAGGCGGAGGAAUCGGCGCGGCGUCAGAGCGUUCAACUGCACGGCGUGGCGCACGAGUACGAGCACGAGAUCAAUGACUUGAAGGGUAAAGUGAAGGAGCUCAAGGACCAGCUGGGGGAGUCCCAGAAACUGCACAAACUUGCGCUGGAGCGGCAACGCACCGACAUGAAAAAACAUUUUGACAGCGUCUUGGCGGCGGGGCACCACGGGUUCACAGAGCACGGAGAAGACCGCGACGUCUUGACCCGAGGUCGGAACGACAGCGCGUCCCUGGCCGCUGCCCAGAGCGCUACAGCAUUGGUCCCGCAAAACACAGCGCCACAACUCAAUUCAUGCACGUCGGAUGUUGAGCUGGACACAUUUGAUGACGAUCAUUGCGAUGACGACAGUGGGGAAAACGACGGUGACGAUGGCGACGAUAUAGCAACCAGCGGACCUAACAUCAGUGACGAUGACGACGAAGAGGAGAAGGACGACAAAGUUGAAACGACCAACGAUGGUGACGAUGGGGACCGUAACUCACCAAACGAAGCCAAGCACCCACAGCCGACGCAGCAGGUCGAGGUGUGGCACGGCGCCCCCCGGACGCGACGACAGAGCAUCCAAGAGCAACACAUCCACAAUCAAUUGAGCGGCAUGAUCAACAAAGCGUUCACGGAGGGCAGUGUCGCCCAUGCGAUGGCGUCCGUGGUGCCUCCAUCGGAAAUGCUCUCGAGUACCGUGCCUCGGCGCAAGUCGAUUACAAUGACUGGACCAAACGGACUUCCCGUGCAAGUUGAAGUGCCGGAUGGUGUUGUGUACGACGACGCCGUGGUCAGGCUCACGCAGCACGCUUCUACUGGCAGUCGGCGGACCAGCAUGAAGGGCAGCGUGUCGUCGCAUGAUCUGUCCAGCACUCGCCCAUUCGAAGGAAGGAUGUCGCCCCAGUUGGGCGGUGCCGAAGCGGCGCUCGAUGCCACCAUGCGAGCCAUGGAUUCGACACCUGCCAACGUCGACCCGGAACUCACUCAGGGCGACCGAAUUGUCCAGCUCCAACAGCGCUUUGACGCGGAAAAGGCCAUCCUCAAGCGCAAGUUCAUCGAUGCGAUGUGCCUCUUUCGACAGCAAAUUAUCGACCAAUACGACAAACGAGCACACGAACUGGUGAAAAAACACCGCGCCGAGGUCAUCCGCAUUGCCACGGUGGCAGAGUCCAAAUUUGGCAAGCUCCUGGACGAGAAAGACGACUUGCUGCAUGAAGCCAAGCGCACGAUCAAGUCGUUGUACAAAAGUUUAGCAGUGUCCAGCGACGCCAAGACGACAAAUCAAAACAAAAACCACCACGAUGUGUCAGCGGUGAAGCAGAUUCUCAAGUCGACGUGGUCACUAGUGUCGGCAAAACGCAUGAGCAAACGCCUCGUGUCUAUCCAUCAAUCCGAGCUUGCUGAAUUGUGCAAGAACCUCCAACACACCACAGACACACCGGACGAACGACCGACCAGCCCAACGCACGCGACCCCCCUGAGGUCCUCAUCCCCUCAACUACCCCCCGAGGAAUCGUCCGCGCCGCUCCAGUCCAAAUCGCCCACUCCCGUAUCAUCAACGCCCGUCACGUCACGCACUCCCACUCCACUCCCCCUUGCCCCUGCACUUAACAUCCCAGAGAUUACGCUGUCAAUGCCGGACGUGGACAUUUUGCUGCCAGAUCCCCAACCUCCGCCGCCGCAGCUACGAGUGUUUGAGGCUCGACAGCUACUGCCUCGACGAAGUGUCACAUACACUACGGCCGAAGUCCCCACGGUGGUGGUGGCCAGUGGGGUCGUGGCCAGUGGGGUCGUGGCUCGCCCAAGCAUGCGAAACAACAGCACGCAAGUAGGAGACGCUGAGUGGAACCCAGAGCACAUGGGAAUGGAUAAUAGCGACGAUGCGAGUUCUGGACAGACGACGUUUUCGAAUUACGUCCUGGAAGGUACAGGCAUGUACAAUCCAGACCCUAGUCGUCAUCACCACCAUCAAGGUCACCACCCCAACCGGUUGUCUCCCUCGUUCCACCACCUUCCAAACAACCAGGCUGUGCAACCAUUGAAUGAUGGUGGUAGUAGUAUAGUCGACUCGAUGCUGAUGUUGCCGCGGUCGUUGUUGAGCCACCAGUACAACGCCAGCAACGGAAUGUACACUCCCCCAUCAGUGACCAAAGUGCCUUCUCGCCACGCGGUACACCAGCUGAUUGAAAACUAUGCCAAUACCCUCACGAGUUUACGCGAAAACAUCAACUGGAACAAGUGGCAGUGCGUGCUGAAAUGUCUCGGGCUCAAACGGAUGGAGGACGUGCUCAAGGUCGACAUGGACACGUCCGCGACCUCCGACCACGCCCUCAUCCGGCUGCGACGGCGUUUUGCGACCAAGCGAGCCGCGUUUUCCCGCACCCAUGAGACACUGCAAGCCCAACAACAGCAGGCGUGGACGCACUGCAUGGAUGCAUUCGUGUGCUACAACACCAUGGGCGAUCCAUGUUCGUCAGUAAACCACGAUAGUAGCGUUCCUCCAAUGGAUAUUCGAGGCACAUCGAUGGUCAAAACGAACGAUCAGUUCGACAGUCCCAACACCAGCAAUGCCACCCCCCUUGCGAUGAGCCCUCGAAAUCAUCUUCGAGGGGAGUUUUCUCCCCAAACAGCCCCCCAUCUUGGGGCCAUUGCCAGCCCCACGGACCUUCUCCAACGAUGCAAAACAUCGUCGGCUGUGCAAACCAAAGGGCGCCAGGACCCAGCAGCCAUGGCCAAACGGGCCUUGACGCUGGCGUCUCUCGUUCCUACCGACAUUUCCGCCUUGUCGAUGGACGAACGGCAGCGGUAUUUGCUGGAGUUGAACGCGUACAUGCAAACAACACCUCCUUUACCUCGAGAGCCCACUCCACCCCCGCCAACAACGGAAGGACGUACCGCCUCCACAACGAAAGAGCCGACAGCUGCAUUGCCGUCAUCUCGACGUGGCAAACUGCAAAUGCAAUUUGACCAACCCACUCAAGCUACUACGACGAUCAAAGGUAUCCCGUCGCAGUCGCCAUUCAUGCGGCGAAAGGCGCUCGAGUCGCUCCAGAAGCGCAUGCGGCAUACCAAACAGCAAUACGCCGACAGCACCAGUGGAUGUGGUGGCGGCACUGCGUUGGACCAGUCCGUUCGACGGGACCAAUUUCUGCACUCGGCCCCCCAGCCAACAAACCAUCACAACGUGCACCUGGCGACGUUCCCGCGGGGGGAACCAACAACUUGA